Carya illinoinensis is the source of this 1844-nucleotide messenger RNA. RefSeq names its product ankyrin repeat-containing protein BDA1-like. The transcript has 3 exons. NCBI's taxonomy places the organism in Eukaryota, Viridiplantae, Streptophyta, Magnoliopsida, Fagales, Juglandaceae. The record is from RefSeq and is a predicted model, not a curated record. Gene Ontology annotation, molecular function: protein binding. Bases 74 to 1417 code for a protein of 447 amino acids.
CGAAACAACUCAAGUCCUCAAGCACGCAAGGAGAAGCGUUCUGCUAUUACAACUAGCUAUCACUCCUUUUGGAAUGGAUCCAAGUCAUCCGACGAUUAAUUUGAGUGAUGCUGCUCAACAUGGAAACAUCCCGGCAUUGUACUCGGCAAUAAAGACGGAUCCGGAAGUUUUGGACAACAUUGAUAAAAUUCCAUUUAUUGAGACUCCUUUACACACGGCCGCAUUAAGAGGACAGACAGAGUUUGCCAUGGAGAUAAUGAUGUUGAAGCCAUCAUUUGCUAGGAAGCUCGAUCAAGAUGGCUUCACCCCCAUGCACCUUGCUUUGAAAUUUAGAAAAAACCUACUUGUGCGCCGGCUACUUGAUGUUGAUAAAGACCUUGUCCGUGUACGAGGAAGGGGGGGAGUGUCUCCUUUGCAUUAUGUAACCGAAAUUGGAGAACUGGAUCUUUUGGUUGAAUUUCUGAAAGCCUGCCCAAAGUCUAUUGAAGAUGUGACAAAUCGAAGGGAGACUGCUCUCCAUAUCGCCCUUAAAAACGACAGAUUCGAUGCUUUUGAGUUGCUGGUGGGUUGGCUUCGUCGGGACUGGUUUAUGGAUGCAGACCGGAUGGAAAAGAAAUUGCUGAAUUGGUCAGAUGAGAAUGGCGACACUCCGUUGCACCUUGCUGUCUCAACAAAUGAUGACCAGGUCGUGAGGUGCUUUGUGAAUUGUACAUCAGUAGAUAAGGACAGAAAGAACUCGGAAGAUCAAACAGCUCUUGAAAUCUUAGAACAGAUGCAUGAAGGUGGCAAGCGAGAGAUCAUUAAGAAUAUGAUACAUCGUGCCAAGAUAUUCCAGUCAUUAUUCCAAUUAUUGACUCUAAUAUUCCCGUCUCCUCCUCUUUCUGAAGUUGCAGACCUGAGAACAUUCUUAAUCUCUCAUUUCUCAAUUUUUGAGAACUAUUACAUAUUCAUGUUUCGUCAGAUUAUGGAGCUAGGCAAUGAUACGCGCACUAUGCUGUUGGUGGUUGUUACAUUGGUUGUAACAGUUACGUACCAAGCAGCUCUGAGCCCCCCGGGAGGAGUUUGGCAAGAUAACUUCAAUGCUGAAACUGGUACUGGUGCAAGUGAAUCAGUAGUGAGCCAACCCUCACAUCAUGCGGGGAGGGUAAUCAUGAGCACAAGCAAAUCAUGUUUAUUCUUCACUUUAAACACUCUAACCUUCUUUAUGUGCAACAUGACAAUAAUCUUCCUCCUGAUCCCUGUUGGUUUUACUCGUAUUUUGGUCAUCGUACCUAUUUGGGCCCUCACUUCCUGCUAUUGUGCUUCAACUUAUACCAUUUUCCCUACAGUUUCCUCCUUUAAUUAUUUACUGCUGCUCCUUCAACUCAUCCCAUGUACUCUCCUUUUUUCUCGAAUGAAAAUUGGUAAGCGAGGCUAAGAAACCUUAUACAGACUUUUCGUCCCAUAGCUCAAAUGCUUGAUCCAAAAUUUACAUGAGGUUGGUAUAAUUUCAGAGUUUUAAUGCCUGUAUCUUUGCAUUUAAGAGUGUUUUUUCUUUUUUCAAAUGAGUGUCUUUUCAUUCACUUAUCAAUCCAAGAUUUUCUCUACAUGCAUCCUUAUCUUUUUCUUGUGAGAUCGAAUUGCGUUAUUUAUCUUUCGGUUUGUUUUCUUUUGUAUUUUGGUAUUGUGGUCUUGUCUUUGUAACUGAACCAUCCAUAUUAGUAGUGUGCCGGUAAUUUAACAGCCAUGUACUCAUGUAGAGGUGUUGCUUGAUAUGCACUGGCACUUGCUUGUAUAUAGUACAAAUCUACUAUUGAAUUUCUAAGUGCAUUAGAAAAAUAAAAAAAGAUCCCGAUUCCCUACAA